Molecule: messenger RNA, 1829 nt
Organism: Daphnia magna
Lineage: Eukaryota; Metazoa; Arthropoda; Branchiopoda; Diplostraca; Daphniidae
Product: SH3 domain-binding glutamic acid-rich protein homolog
Exons: 8
Coding region: 543-1307 (254 amino acids)
Cellular component (GO): cytoplasm
Source: RefSeq, a predicted model, not a curated record
AUGGUGCCUUGUGUUUAAUAUAUCCAAAUCAUUCUAAAGGGAUUUGUUUGCAUUAAUCUCUAUUGCAGAAGUUGUUGCUGUACAAUGGGAUAUUGUACGCAACAGCAAAGUACUGCCAUAAGAAUUGUAGCCUACUAGGCAAGACGGCCGCCAAAUAUCGCUGAUUUGACAUAACUUGCAAACCCGGAAAUUCUUAGUUCCUUGCCAUCGUCCUCGCCGAUGUUUAAGGGUAGUAAAAAUAGCCUCGUCUCAUCAAACCAACCAGAAAUCCGUUCCCCGCCAGGAAUAUUUCCCUAGGUUUAGUCAUUUGUACUCCUCCGUAGCCGAGAUAGCCGAGUUUUAGUUUAAAAUAAAAAGACGCUUUCUCAUUCGUCUGCUUCUGUGAAACCUUAUCAACCAACCGCUCUGUUCUUUUCGUCGUCAAGCUUUGCAGUUUUUACUUGAAAAAAUAAAAAAUAAAUCUCGAAUUCUGUGGUGAUCAAGGUGUUUUCAGGUUGCCCGACCGUUCACUGUUGCCGACGUUGUAACUGAUUAGUUCCAAAAUGGUUGUGAAAUUUUACAUUUCCAUGGUUUCUGGAAAUAAAGAGAUGAAAAAGCGACAAAUGAAGGCACAGCUUAUCAUGGAGAGCAAAGGUGUCAAUUUUAAGGUGAUAGACAUUUGUGACCCAAACAACGAGGAUGAGAGGACUUUCAUGAGGAAGAAUGCUGUCGGCAGGAACAAUGCUAGGAAUGCUGUUCCACCACAGUUUUUCAAUGAUGAUCAUGAGGAUUCUUAUUGUGGGGAUUAUGAAGGCUUUGAUGAGGCAGUUGAAAAUGAUCGCAUUGAAGAAUUUUUGAAGUUACCUCGUGGAUCGCUUCCUCAGGUACCCAUCAUCAAUCACAGUAUCUCAACUCACAGCAGUAGGGAUGUCUCAUUGGAGAAAGAGGUUGUUGCUCCACAAGUCAAUGGAGCUGUCCCUAGUCCCAGACAAAGUCCUGAAAAAGUAAAAGAGGAAGAGGUUAAAGAGGAAGAAGAGGAGGAGGAGGAGGAAGAAGAGGAAGAAGAGGGUGAAGAUGAAGAUUCAAUGGAAAUGGAGACCACAGUGGCCACUGCUGACAGUAUCACUGAAUUAAAAUACAAAAAGCUACCUGGGGGAGAUGCAACAACUGCUAUUAUUACCGAGGAGGAGGUGAAAGUAGAAGAAGUAAAACAAGAGCAAACUGAACAGGAAGAAGAAGACGAGGAAGAAGAAGACGAUGAGGAGGAAACAGCUUUACCUCACGAAGAUGAUUCGAUGGAGAUGUCUGACCACGGUGGCCACUGCUGAACGUUUCACUGAGUUCUCUUACAAACAGCUUCCAGGGGAAGUUUGAACAACAAAAGGACGAAAGAAACCAGAUUUUACAUCAACUGCCGUAUUCGCCGCCUGUCCACCAUCGAGUUGGUGUAUUUCUCUACCGAUGAUACCAAAGCGACGAGCAUUUGUCGCCAUUUGAAUAUUUGGGUGAACUGCUGAAUUGGAAUCAUAUAUACAUAUGAAUUUUUCUUUUUGUUUUUACCGACCUUUUUAAAUUUGCUCCCCUCCCGUUUAAAUCUGCCCUCUUCAAAUCUUAUUUAAAAUACCCAGCAUUUUAAUUCUGUUACGUUUACCUGUACGUGUGACUUUGAUGUGUGUAACAACUUCCCGUGUAACGUUUAACUUAAAGUAACCCUGGAAAAUUUGACUCAAAAACAAAAACAAAAUUGUAGCGAAAGUUGUUGCUCAUUGUUUUCUUUAAGAUUUUCGAACGGAAAACCAAUUAUGUAGGAUAAAUGAGGGAGAACUUUAUAAAAAUCAUUUCAGUGACUA